Molecule: messenger RNA, 1434 nt
Organism: Macrosiphum euphorbiae (potato aphid)
Lineage: Eukaryota; Metazoa; Arthropoda; Insecta; Hemiptera; Aphididae
Source: the annotation of a GenBank genome assembly
AUGCCGAAAAAGAAACCGAUACCAGUAGAAGAUCUGGUGGUGCCGCCGCAGGACACCCGGAUAUGCGGUACGAUAUGCGUGUGCCAGAUGACGGCCGUGCUGAGCAGCGUGGCCAUCGUGUACCUGACAGUGGCCAUAUACAUGCCGACCAUGCGGGAGUUCAAGUCGGGCAUAUCGGAGGACCCGGUAGUGUGCACCACCACCAGGAACGUGUCGUCGCAGAAAUGUGACUGGAGCUCGUGCAGCGAAUGGUGCCUGAGCAAGCCGUCCGGCGGCUGCGCGCAGAUCUACGUCAACAUCCGGCAGAACGGGUCGGCGCUGCUGCUGCACAACUGUUCACACGUUGUCAACAAGACGUGCUUCGGGUUCGACCCGGAGAACGCCAAGCGGUACACGUGCAUCCGGGACGAGUGCAAGACGCUGACCGGCACGUUCAACUGCACCGACGGCGUGUGCAUAAACAUCACGGACGCGUUCCGGUGCGAGUUCCGCAACACGGAGCCGCCGCUCAAGUGCAACGAGUACCGGGGCAAGAUCACGUGCAUGGCCAUAGCGGGCCUGAACAGCUGCCUGCGCGGCGAGUGCAGUCGCAUACUGGAGCCGUACAACUGCGACCGAAGGUGCGUGGACAUACCUACCAGGAACAAGAACGUGAUCGUGCUGAGCGGCGACCGGACGUUCUUGGCACGGUGCGACGCGGCCGCGCACCUGCCCGGUUACAUGGACGGCGACCCGUUACCGCGGGAAGUCGAAGACGGCGGCGGUGGCAUCAUCGAAACCGAACGGCGGCGGCGGAUAUGGUCCGAGGAACAGGACGACGUGCUGAUUGCGUCGUGCAUGAGCGUGGUCCUGGGAGGGCCACCGGGGGAUCUGCUAGCCACGGACUGCGUCAACGGAUCGCUACUGCGGCAGGACGUGCUGGCCGACUUUGCAAACUUCUCGCACCUAACCAACCUGAACGCGCAGAGCGACAGGCCAAUCGUGGCCGGUGACGUGGUGGCGCCUCGAGAACACAAGCUACUUAUUGCCAAGGACAGUCACCUGCACAUCAACCUGGAGGGCUGCGUGAACACGCUCCGCGGCGAGUGCGACGUGUUCAUCCGACGGUUCGGCAAGGACGGUUCCGACCACAACGCUCGGGCCCGGUUCCGGUGCUUCUACGCCACCGGCAUACCCGAGCUGGCAGUCGUCCGGUUCGACUUGGGCCGCACAUACAAGGAGUUCCUGGUGGCGUCUGUGGUACCGGUGGUCAUGCUCGUCAUAUCGUGCUUGACGCUCAUCCUGUGCCAGCGAACUGUCGAGGUGGGCGACGACGCCAAGAUGCGGUUCAAGCGUAAGAGCAUCCGGACGCUGUUCCCACUGCACGACCGCGAGCUGGACAGCAUCGCCGGCCGCCGGCCGUCCACCGUCGACCUGGACAACACGUCCCUCUGA